This is a messenger RNA of Leptosia nina, 240 nucleotides long. Lineage: Eukaryota; Metazoa; Arthropoda; Insecta; Lepidoptera; Pieridae. The record is from the annotation of a GenBank genome assembly.
AUGAAUUCUUACGUACUAAUUGUGUUCUUCGCUUGCGUACUAUGUGUGCUAAGUGCGAGUGUGGACCAUCAUAAUGAAAUAACUCAUCUAAGAACUAAACGUUCUGCUAUAUCAGCUAUAAAAUGUGCUGCCGGCUUUAUCCGAGUAUAUGUGCUGUGUGUUCCUGUGUCAAAGGUCGCAGGCCAGCGAAGAGCGUCUAGAAGUCUUGACUUUACGAGGAACAAGGGACGAAGUAGAUAG